Messenger RNA from Dryobates pubescens (Downy woodpecker), 2160 nucleotides. It is a transcript of the gene RAB12, whose product is annotated as RAB12, member RAS oncogene family. The record is from RefSeq and is a predicted model, not a curated record. Gene Ontology annotation, molecular function: GTP binding; GTPase activity. Gene Ontology annotation, biological process: Rab protein signal transduction; Golgi vesicle fusion to target membrane; protein localization to plasma membrane. Bases 250 to 1002 code for a protein of 250 amino acids. The transcript has 6 exons. Lineage: Eukaryota; Metazoa; Chordata; Aves; Piciformes; Picidae. Gene Ontology annotation, cellular component: synaptic vesicle; plasma membrane; endosome.
CGGCGCUGUAGAGGGCGCUGCGCGGCCCGGGCCGGCGCAGGGUUGGGCGCGCCGCUCCCGGCGGUGGCGGCGGCGCAGUUCCCGUUCCUGUUGCUGCUGCCGUUCUGUCGGGCUGGGCCGGGUGCAGGGCCGGGAGUCGACGGCCGUGUCACGUCCUCGCUGCUCCUUUCUUCCCUUUGCUUCUCAGUCGUCGGUGCUGGUGGCGGGGAGGGAGCGCGGGGCGCCAGCGCGGCGCCGCAUGCGUCGCUGAUGGAGCCGGGCUCAGGGCUGCCGCAGCGCAGGUUGGGGGGCGGCGGGUUGGACCUCGGGACGGGUUCGGCUGGCGGUUCGCCGGCUCUCUCCGGGGGACAGUCCCGCCGCAGGAAGCAGCCGCCGCGCCCGGCCGACUUUAAGCUGCAGGUGAUCAUCAUCGGGUCGCGGGGGGUGGGCAAGACCAGCCUCAUGGAACGUUUCACCGACGACACCUUCUGCGAGGCCUGCAAGUCCACCGUGGGUGUUGAUUUUAAAAUCAAAACAGUAGAGCUAAGAGGAAAGAAAAUUAGAUUACAAAUCUGGGACACAGCAGGUCAGGAGAGAUUCAACAGCAUUACCUCAGCUUAUUACAGAAGUGCCAAGGGAAUUAUUUUGGUGUAUGAUAUCACCAAGAAGGAAAGCUUUGAUGAUUUACCAAAAUGGAUGAAAAUGAUUGAUAAGUACGCUUCAGAGGAUGCAGAGCUUCUAUUAGUUGGAAAUAAACUGGACUGUGAAGUUGAUAGAGAGAUUACUCGACAGCAGGGAGAAAAGUUUGCACAGCAGAUAACUGGGAUGCGGUUCUGUGAAGCAAGUGCCAAGGAUAAUUUUAACGUGGAUGAAAUAUUUCUAAAGCUUGUUGACGACAUUCUGAAAAAGAUGCCACUGGAUGUUAUAAGAAAUGAGUUGUCCAACAGUAUCCUGUCCUUGCAACCAGAGCCAGAAAUCCCACCAGAACUGCCUCCUCCAAGGCCACACAGCCGUUGCUGUUGACUUGUUACUCCACACAGAGUGAAAAAUAGAAGCACAGGAGGGCAAAGGAAGUAUCUGUACUACUCUGCACUACAAUCAUUUGGCAGUUUCUUGUUGCACUUUGUUAUUCGAGUCAGAGCUACACACUAACUUGUAAAUAUGCAAAUACGCAAUCCUGUGUAGGAUUCAGCUAUAACAUUCAAUUAUUCCCCUUCCCCCUCCCCCCCACCAUGAUGAUGGCUCAUUCAUUGCCCCAGUGUUAUAAAUACUGUACAGUGGGUGGGGGGUUACCACACUUCCAGUUGGGGAGGAGGAGGAGAAAUUAAAUCUAUACCUAUUCUUGACAUAAAUGUUGUAAUAGUUCUUUGUUAUUAUAAACAGGCAGAAGCUCUUCUGGUAUGAAGAUAAGUAUAUGGUGCUUUGCUAACUAUUUUAAAGACAAAUUUUUUUAAGAACAGAGGACUUUAUGUACAAAGCUUCCAUAAUCAAUGUUAUGUUUCCUUUUUAAUGUAGUGAAAACUUUCUUCUGGCUGUUGCAUCUUCUGCUGACUGGAUUUAUCAAGAAGCUAAGUUUAAAUUGUUCUUUCUUUUGUGGGUUUGUUUGGGGGUUUUUUUGGCAGUCUUUUUAUUUAUUGCAUUUUAAUGCUGCACCCCUCUCUUUAUGUACCAAGGCAUCACAUCUGGUGCAAGACCUAAGAUUGCACUCUGAAGUAGCAUAUAUCAUUUUCUUCAUAAGCCUGAACUCGGUUGCAAGAAUUGUUAAGUUUCAAUAAAAGAAUUGAGGUAUAAAAGAAGGUAUAAAAAAAGCAAUGCUGCUGUCCUAGACAAAUCCCUUGAAAAGAAAAAUAAUUCAUAUGGUAACAUUUUCCUGUGUUAAGGAAUAUAUAUAUAUAUAUAUAUAUGUCUGUUUGUCUGGACAUCUGUCGGGUUGGGAGGGCAGGGGAGAAGGGAACCUAAGGUAAAAUUCUUUUCUUCCCUACUUGGUGGAAGUGAUUCCCAUACAAACAAAUAACUCUGUUGGGGUUUUUUGUCUGAUAAUGAGUUUGUGAAUUCUAUCUUUGGGUAUAUCUUCUUUUAUUAAAAUGCACUGUUUAGUUUAGCUGUGGUAAAUCAGUAGUUACAUAUUUGAAUAACUUGGUGUGUCCUGAAUGUUGUGGUAUUGAGAAAAAAAAAAGAAAA